This is a messenger RNA of Myripristis murdjan (pinecone soldierfish), 10167 nucleotides long. It is a transcript of the gene myh14, whose product is annotated as myosin, heavy chain 14, non-muscle. NCBI's taxonomy places the organism in Eukaryota, Metazoa, Chordata, Actinopteri, Holocentriformes, Holocentridae. Gene Ontology annotation, cellular component: myosin filament; cytoplasm; myosin II complex. The transcript is spliced from 46 exons. Gene Ontology annotation, biological process: mitotic cytokinesis; regulation of cell shape; actomyosin structure organization. Gene Ontology annotation, molecular function: actin filament binding; ATP binding; microfilament motor activity. The record is from RefSeq and is a predicted model, not a curated record. Bases 165 to 6350 code for a protein of 2061 amino acids.
AGUGUGUGCGGCUACAUCGGGAGAGCGGUGCAAUGAUAAAAGCCGCAUAUGCGGUACACACCUAUCGGGCAGGGAAAAAAAACAAGAAGCAGCCUCAUUCCGUUUUUCUUCGCACCGUAGCCUUAUUCACGUUUCAGAGAAGAUACUGAAGUGCCAGCAGUACCAUGUCCAGGCCAACAGGUGGCGGUGCCAAUGAUGUCACCCGCUUCCUGUCGUCAGGGGCGGGGCCAGGCUCUCCUACCUCCAACUCCACCUCGGUGUUCUCCGCCGCCAGCCAGGCCGACUGGGCAGCCAAGCGCCUGGUGUGGGUCCCGUCAGAGAAACAUGGCUUUGAGUCGGCCAGUAUUCGGGAAGAGCGUGGGGACGAGGUGGAGGUGGAGCUCACAGACAGCCAGCGGCGGCUGACCCUGUCCAGAGAGGAGCUGCAGCGGAUGAACCCUCCCCGCUUCAGUAAGGUGGAGGACAUGGCCGACCUCACCUGCCUCAACGAAGCCUCAGUGCUGCACAAUCUGAGAGAGAGAUACUACUCUGGCUUAAUCUACACGUACUCAGGGCUGUUCUGUGUAGUGGUGAACCCUUACAAGAAUCUGCCCAUCUACACAGAGUCCAUCGUGGAGAUGUACCGGGGCAAAAAACGACAUGAGAUGCCCCCGCACAUCUAUGCCAUAUCAGAGGCUGCCUACCGCAGCAUGCUCCAAGACAGAGAAGACCAGUCAAUCCUCUGCACAGGCGAGUCCGGAGCAGGGAAAACAGAGAACACUAAGAAAGUCAUCCAGUAUUUGGCUCAUGUUGCCUCCUCCCAUAAGAGUGGGACUCUGGGAAGAAACAAAGACUCUUUACAGAUGGACGGUGCUAGGUCUUUACCAAGAGGCAGCAGUAUGGUAAACAGGAGUGUGCACUAUGGCGAGCUGGAGAGACAGCUGCUGCAGGCCAACCCCAUCUUGGAGGCCUUUGGCAACGCAAAGACAGUCAAGAACGACAACUCCUCCAGAUUUGGUAAAUUCAUCAGAAUUAAUUUUGAUGUGGCGGGCUACAUUGUUGGUGCCAACAUUGAGACCUACCUCCUGGAGAAGUCGCGGGCCAUCCGUCAGGCCAAGGAUGAGAGGACAUUCCACAUCUUCUACCAGCUGCUGUCUGGAGCUUCAGACGCCACAAGGAAGGAGCUGCUGCUAGGAAGUGCAGAUGAGUACCGCUUCCUGAGCGGAGGCUCCAUACCGGUUCCUGGUCAGAGCGACUCGGAGAACUUCACCCAGACCAUGGACUCUAUGGCCAUUAUGGGCUUCAGCGAAGAGGAGUCAAUAUCCAUGCUGAAGGUGAUCUCUUCGGUGCUCCAGUUUGGGAACAUCUCCUUCACAAAGGAGAAGAACCAGGACCAGGCGUCCAUGCCUGACGACACAGCAGCUCAAAAACUGUGCCACCUGCUGGGCAUCAGUGUGCUGGAGUUCACCCGGGCCAUCCUCACCCCCAGGAUCAAAGUGGGACGAGAGUAUGUCCAGAAAGCCCAGACUAAAGAACAGGCUGACUUUGCAGUGGAGGCCUUGGCCAAAGCUACAUAUGAGCGUCUGUUCAGGUGGCUGGUCCACAGGAUCAACAGAGCUCUGGACCGCCGCCAGAGGCAGGGAGCCUCCUUCAUCGGCAUCCUCGACAUUGCUGGCUUUGAAAUCUUCCAGCUGAAUUCAUUUGAGCAACUGUGCAUCAACUACACCAACGAGAAGCUGCAGCAGCUCUUCAACCACACCAUGUUCAUCCUGGAGCAGGAGGAGUACCAGCGCGAGGGCAUCGAGUGGAACUUCAUCGAUUUUGGCCUGGACCUGCAGCCCUGCAUCGACCUCAUUGAGAGACCGGCCCACCCCCCUGGUGUUUUGGCCCUGCUGGAUGAAGAGUGUUGGUUCCCGCGGGCAACAGACCGCUCCUUUGUGGACAAGCUGGCCGCCGAGCAGGGCAGCCAUCCGAAAUACUACAAACCGCGGCAGCCUCGGCAGGAAGCUGAUUUCUCCAUCAUUCACUAUGCUGGCAAGGUGGACUAUAAGGCGGAUGAUUGGCUGGUGAAGAACAUGGAUCCUCUGAACGACAAUGUGGCGUCUCUUCUCCACCAGUCCUCUGAUCAUUUCAUCUCUGAGCUCUGGAGAGAGGAAAUUCAAACUCUUCCUCGCGUUUACUUCUUUGACUCCUAUGCCACACUACAGGCUAAUGGCUCGGACAUGGAGAGGAUUGUAGGUCUGGACCAGGUGUCGUCAGGAGAGAACAGCGCGCCCGUCACGUUCGGAGCAGCAGGACUGAAGACGAAGAAGGGGAUGUUCCGCACGGUGGGCCAGCUCUACAAGGAGUCCCUCACCAAGCUGAUGGCCACGCUGAGGAACACCAACCCCAACUUCCUGCGCUGCAUCAUCCCCAACCACGAGAAGAGGGCUGGGAAGCUAACACCCCACCUGGUGCUGGACCAGCUGAGGUGUAAUGGAGUCCUGGAGGGAAUCCGUAUCUGCAGACAGGGCUUCCCGAACCGCAUCCCCUUCCAGGAGUUCAGGCAGAGAUAUGAGAUCCUGACUCCUAAUGCUAUUCCUCGCACCUUCAUGGAUGGCAAACAAGCGUCGGAGCUCAUGAUCAGUGCUUUGGAGUUGGACAAGAACCUGUUCAGGGUGGGUCAGAGUAAAGUCUUCUUCAGAGCUGGAGUCCUGGCUCACCUGGAGGAAGAGAGAGACCUGAAGAUCACUGACACCAUCAUACGUUUCCAGAGUGCCGCCAGAGGCUACCUCGCUCGCAAAGCCUUCCUGAAGAAGCAGCAGCAGCUGAGCGCUCUGAGAGUGAUGCAGAGGAACUGUGCUGCCUACCUUAAACUCAGGAACUGGCAGUGGUGGCGUUUGUUCACUAAGGUGAAGCCACUGCUGCAGGUGACCCGACAGGAUGAGGAGAUCCAGGCCAGGGAGGCGGAGCUUCAGAAGGCCAAGGACAAACUGGGCCGUGUUGAGAUGGACUACACCGAGCUGGACAGGAAACAUGCACAGCUGAUGGAGGAGAAGGCGGUGCUGGCUGACCAGCUGCAGGCGGAGGCGGAGCUGUUUGCAGAGGCGGAGGAGAUGAGGGCCAGGUUGGCCAGUAGGAAACAGGAGCUGGAGGAAGUGCUGAGUGAGCUGGAGACUCGAUUGGAGGAGGAGGAGGAAAGGAGUGCACAGAUGGCCAAUGAGAAGAAGAGGAUGCAGCAGCACGUGCAGGACCUGGAGGAGCAGUUAGAGGAGGAGGAAGGAGCCAGACAGCGUCUCCUGCUGGAGAAGGUGACCUUGGAGACCAAAGUGAAGAGUCUGGAGACAGACAUGUUGAAUGCUGUGGAGCAGAGAGACCGACUUAGCAAGGAGAAGAAGCAGUUGGAGGAGCGUCUGAGUGAGGUGACCGACCAGCUAACUGAGGAAGAGGAGAAGACCAAAAGUCUGAACAAACUCAAGAAUAAGCAGGAGGCUGUCAUCGCUGACCUAGAGGAGCGCCUGAAGCGUGAGGAGCAGGGUCGCUUGGAGCAGGAGAAGUGGAGGAGGAGGAUGGAGAAUGAGUCGGUGGAGGCCCAGGAGCAGCUGUCUGACCUGGGAAUGCUGGCCGCCGAGUUGCGGGGCAGCCUGGCUCAGAAGGAGAAGGAGAUCACCACCCUGCAGGGCCGGCUGGAGGAGGAGGGGGCGCGUCGUGCCGAGGCUCAGAGGGCUCUGAGGGAGGCCAUGUCUCAGGUGUCUGAGCUCAAGGAAGAGGUGGAGAAUGAGCGAGGGAUGAGGGAAAGGGCAGAGAAGCAGAGGCGAGACCUGGGGGAGGAGCUGGAGGCCUUGAGAACAGAGCUAGAGGACACUUUGGACACCACCGCUGCCCAGCAGGAGCUAAGGUCUCGUCGGGAGGCAGAGUUAAGUGAGCUGCAGCGGUGUGUGGAGGAGGAGACACGACGACACGAGGCCCAGCUGUCAGAGCUCAGAAUCAAACACAGCGCGGCUAUAGACAAUCUGCAAGAACAGCUGGACAACAGCAAGAGAGCACGUCAGUCCCUGGAGAAGGCCAAGGCGGUGCUGGAGGAGGAGAGGCUGAAUUUGACCUCAGAGCUCAAGACCCUCCAAGGAGGCCGCAUGGAGAGCGAGAGAGGCCGCAAAAGGGCCGAGGGCCAGCUGCAGGAGCUGACCGCCCGCCUGGCUCAGGCUGACAGAGAGCGGGAGGAGAGGGAGGAACGAGUGCACAAGCUACAGUGUGAAAUCGAGUCACUCUCCAACAGUUUGUCCUCAUCUGACACCAAAUCCCUCCGUCUUGCUAAGGAGGUUAGCAGCCUGGAGAGCCAGCUGCAUGACGCACAGGAAAUGCUGCAGGAGGAGACCCGUCAGAAGUUGGCUCUGGGCUCCAGGGUGCGGGCGCUGGAGGAGGAGAGGAAUGGACUGUUGGAAAGAGUAGAGGAGGAGGAGGAGAGAGCCAAGGAGCUUACCCGGCAGAUCCAGACUCACACCCAGCAGCUGGCUGAACUGCGGAAGCAGUCGGAGGAGGUGAACACUGCGGUGGAGGCCGGGGAGGAGACGCGCAGGAAGCUCCAGAGAGAGCUGGACAGCGCCAUCCAGCGGGAGCGACAGAGGGAGGAGGAGAAAGAGAGAGUAGAGCGGCAGAGGGAGAGACUGAGGGAGGAGAUCGAGGACAUGACUCUGGCCCUGCAGAGAGAGAGGCAGAACUGCACGGCCCUGGAGAAGAGGCAGAAGAAGUUUGACCAGUGCCUGGCAGAGGAGAAGGCGGUGAGCGCUCGGCUGGCAGAGGAGAGGGACAGAGCCGAGGCAGACAGCAGAGAGAAGGAGACUCGCUCUCUGGCACUGGCCCGAGCCCUGCAGGAGGCCCAGGACCAGAGGGAGGAGCUGGAGAGGGCCAACAAGCAGCUCCGUUUGGAAAUGGAACAGCUAGUCAAUCAACAGGAUGACGUUGGCAAGAAUGUCCAUGAGCUGGAGCGUUCCCGGAGGGCCCUGGAGACAGAAGCCCAGAACCUGCGUGUUCAAACACAGGAGCUGGAGGAGGAGCUGGCCGAGGCAGAGAACUCGAGGCUGAGGCUGGAGGUCACCCUGCAGGCCCUGAAGGCUCAGUUCGAGAGGGAGAUCAGCACUAAUGAAGAAAAGGGGGAGGAGAAGAGAAGGGCGCUCAGCAAACAGGUGAGAGAGUUGGAAAGCCAGUUGGAGGAGGAGAGGAGUCAGCGUUCGCAGGCCGUGUCUGUCAAGAAACAGCUGGAAGCGGAGCUCCAGGAUGCUGAAGCCCAGGUGGAGACGGCCUCUCGUGGCAGGGAGGAGGGAGUGAAGCAGCUACGGAGGCUGCAGGCUCAGAUGAAGGAAGUUCUCCGUGAGCUGGAUGAGACCAAGUUGGCUCGGGACGAAGUGGUUGCCCAGUCGAAAGACAGCGAGAAGCGCCUCCAAACCCUGGAGGCAGAAGUCCUGCAGCUCACUGAGGAACUGUCUGUGUCUGAGAGGCAGCGCAGGCAAGCCCAGCAGGAGAGAGACGAGAUGGCCGACGAGAUGGUCAACAGCACCUCUGGAAAGUCAGCAUUGUGUGAAGAGAAGCGGAGGUUAGAGGCACGAGUCACUCAGCUGGAAGAGGAGCUGGAGGAGGAGCAGAGUAACUCUGAGCUACUGGCAGAGAGACAAAGGAAGACGGCUCUACAGGUGGAGACUCUGACGGUGCAGCUGCAGGGAGAGAGGACUCUGACCCAGAAGGCCGAGGCAGCUCGUGAGCAGCUGGAGAGGCAGAACAAGGAGCUGAAGACCAGGCUGGGCGAGCUGGAGGGAGCCGUCAGGGGCAAACACAGGCUCAGUGUCGCCGCCCUGGAGGCCAAGAUAGAAUCCAUGGAGGAGCAGCUGGAGCAGGAGAGACAGGAGCGAGCCAUAGCAAACAAACUGGUGCGGAAGACGGAGAAGAAGCUGAAGGAGGUGAUGAUGCAGGCGGAGGACGAGAGGAGACAUGCAGACCAGUACAGAGAGCAGCUGGAUAAGUCCAUGGGCCGGCUGAGGCAGCUGAAGAGGCAGCUGGAGGAGGUGGAGGAGGAGAAUUCACGCUCCAACGCUCAGAAGAGGAAGAUGCAGAGGGAGCUGGAGGAGCUCACCGACAGCAGCCAGAGCAUGACUCGGGAGAUCACAGCCCUCCGCAGCCAGCUCAGCAUCCCUGAAUGGAGACCAGAGAAGCGCGCCCCGUUGCCCCUGGCGAUGCGAGGACGGAGGGCUCUGGUGGAUGACCUGUCACUGGAGAACUCGGAUUCAGAGGAGCCACCUGCGUCGCCAACUCCCUCCUCUGGACCCCCGGGUACCCCGACUCCCUCCUCAGAACACAGCCUGGACCCCCCACCACCCUACAGCCUCAACAACACAGAGUGACACACACACAGACUCUGAGAUACACGCAUACACACACACACACAGAAACACACAAACACACGCAUCGGCCUCUCAUAGCCUCAGCUUCUCAGGUGGUGAAGGAGCAACAUGCACAUAGCACAUUACACAAGAUUACAGAUAAACACACACAUGCACACAACACGACACACACACACACACACACCAAAACAGACUGAUUUGUCACUGCUCUUGGCAAUUUUACCUCCACUUUCCGAGCAAGAGCAGAAAACAUACAUACACACGCAAAACGAUAUUCUACAAUGAAGAACCAACUGGAAUUGAUUUUUAAUUUCAAUGGACUGAGCGACAGAACAAAACCGUAGACUGUAAAUCCCUGGAUUACGUCUAGGUUAUGUGUUUCUGGGAAAACUAAACAUCUCCCAGAAUUCCCAAGGGGGAAAACUAUUAUAUCGUCAAAUUUCAUGAUGCUGUACAGCGCUUACAGAGAAGAAAACAGCACGGCUAUCGCGUCUCGAAUGAAAUAUUUCAGUGUCAAGCCAUGUUUAAGUCUUUGACGAGGAUAGCUAGAACAUACAAUCUACCUAAUUUCGCAAAGGGCUGCUGGACUAAAACACGAGGGUGAAAUUAUUCCCGAGAGAGAUCGAGACAAUCUACAUGUUGCAGAGAAUAGUUAGCGAGGCAAGUGGAAGUCUUGCACACACAUGGUUAGGUGUCUGUACGUGUGUGUCUCCAGGCCAUGCUCUAACUGCAGGUGUGAUAAAACAACAUCGACAUCUUUGUAUUUUACUACUAAACAUUUUAAAACCUACAAAUUGAAACUUGAAUUGAUCUGUGAGCCUCUUAUUCGAACAAACGGGAAAGGAAAAACAGCUCAAGAAAGAGAAUAUAUACACGUUAUGACACAUUUUUAUUGAGAGAGAGCAAAAAAAAAAAAAAGAGCAGGUAGUUAAUAUUUAUCGUCCAACUGAGCAGAAGCCAGUGUUAACUUUUUAUCGUAAAUGGCUGAUGGGGAACUGUAAAGCAUUGCGCUAACCUCGUGAGCGUCACUCAACUAGUUCCAUAACAAAUUGGUAUUUUUCAUAUGUUAUAAUUAUAACGACACCAACAACUGCUCAUGAGUCACUUUCAUAAACGACCACUAACAGCAGCCGACAUGCAGUGCAGCUUGGGGCGCCGCUGCAUUGAGGUGCUCUCAAGUGAUUAUGUCCUUUUUCUAUAGAUUAGGAACAGUAUGUAGUUAGAUAUUGCAGUAGGUAGUAAUAGAUAGUUUCUUUAACUUAAGUCUUAUCAUAUUGCUUCUUAUUGACUACAGGCGUUUGGAUUUGUAUAAUUUAUAUCCAUCUAAAUAUGAACCUAAGUUAUUGAUUGCUGGUUGUUUUCUGUAUGAUCGCGUCUUGUGGGUAAAGCAUGUUAUUAUGAUUAGUGCUGACACCGGAGUCAGGCGGGGCCGUCAUCGUGCGCCUCUCUGCCUGAACUUUAUUACAUUCUCACAGCCAUGAAGCUCAGCGUUGUUACAGUCAGCAGCAAAGGUUUUAUUUUUUUUUUAUUUUUUUUUUUUUGUUGUUGUUUUUUUCCCAGUCAGCUUUAGCCUUCAGAUCUGAGAGGUGAGCGUCCAUGGGAGACCUAAUCUGACCUGCUGGUGUUUAACUAUAUCUGUCUGGUUUAGGUCAUUGCUAGUGUGGAGCUGUAUAAUUUUGUCAUCUUGGUUUCUUCGCAGAAACAGGUAGAAAUCUAUGUUAUGUGUACCACAGCAAAACAACUUUAACUCUAGAGGUAACCCGUGGGGAACUGUAUCAUUUUAUCUUUUUACUCGAAGCAGAUGAAAUUGUGACAACGAAUCUCUUUUUUUUUCUGUUAUGUUUUAGACUGAUAUACUCAUUUUUAUCAAAUGCAUCAUAUUUUAUUUUGAACAAGCAUCUUGUACAUUGUAAUAUUGAUUUUUACUGAUUAACUGUGUAAAUUAUUAAUCAAACAAAGCUUUUGCGUUUAACCAAAUGGUGGGCGUAUGGAUGAGAAAAGGGACUUAAAUUCGUAGUAAACAUAGAGUAGUAUAUAGCAUAGAGUAGAUGACAGGAGUAGAGGCUGGUUAGAUGUUCCACUGAGAUCCAGUGACGUAUCUGGAUGAACUCGUUAGUAGAGAAAACUCUCUACUCACAAUCCCUGCAUAGAAAAGCAUGAGACUCAAGGCGCUUUCAAAUAGUAGUAGUGUUAGAUUAAUAUGACAAUGGAAACAGUGAGGAAUUAAUUGUCAAAAAAAAAAAAAAAACACUUUUAUGAAGAGAAUGGCAAGAACAAACAGUUUUGUUUUUUUAUCUGAAGCUAAUGAAAGAGAGAACUGGUGAAAUUAUGUGCGGUCCCAAAAAAAUUAAAAGAAAAAAAAAAACAGUUUGAUGUGAAAGGUGUCUUUUUAUCAAUCUGGAUCGGGCACAGUGUUUCCCAAACCUGGCGUUAAAGAUUGUUUUCUCUUUAGUGAAACAUCUCCCAUCUGCCUAGUUAUGUUUCACUCAUGUUUUAUGUAUCAUUUGACACGAGUAAAGUCCCUUUUGUUUUUGUUUCUGACGCCCCCCCUCCAGCACCUGUAUGCCUGAUGCAGCUUUAAGUCUGUACAGGACGUUGAUGUGACGUCUACUUUGAGACACACAGAGAAAUGUCUAAAUUAACUGGGACACGUUUGGUGUAAUUUGCGCUUACAUUUUCAACGGGAAGUAAAGCAGAUAAAGAUUGUGUAGUUGAUGUCAGACGUGUGCUUCUGUAAUUUUUUGUAAUACUUUGUUUUCAUGUGGAAAUACACAGUACAUGGCAAAGAAUUACUGAUGCUGUCGGCUUAUACCAUUGAUUACACACAGGACCAGAGGAGUUCAUUAAUCAGGGGUGUCUGCUUGCGCUUUUUGAAAUUUGCUUAUCAUUACUGCUCCCUCUUGAUACCAUUCUUGAUACCAUUCUGCCUAUGGGAUGAACAAAACCAGUGGUUUGUUAUAAUGAAGCAGCGUUGCAAAGGUAAUACCGACAUAACAAAAACACCUGCAUUCAUGUAAAGUAGUUCCAAGGCAAAACGUCCCAUGUGUAUCCAUACUGUUUGACACGUCAAGCUAUGUUUUUUGCCAAGCCAGGUUCACCGCAAUUAAAUUUUAGUGACAGGUGAAUAUGAUAAAAGAUCAAACUGAAGGAUAAUUGAGUCAAAAAUGAGCUUGUCUUUGACUACUGAGCAACGACAUAUAUUUAAUGCCCUAUGAGUGUUUAUUUUCUGUACGUAUGAUUGUUUUAUUUUGUCGAUAUGCAAAGGAUUCUGUUUUUUGAAUGGGGUGUUUUGUAAGAUACCGUGUGGAUGCUGCACUUUACACACUACUAAUGGGGGUAAACACAGCCGAGCAUCAUCAGUAGAUAGCGCCUGCUGCGUCAGGUCACAGAUCUCAAAGAGCCCGACAUAGCACUUUGUGUCAGCUGGGCUGGUAUCACGUGUUAUCAGGAUACAAUCUGUCACUUUAACUGUCUGUUCACUUUAAUGUUAUAAUGUCAAAAUGUCAUAUCGGUGUCUAAAUGUGGUGUUCAGGCGCCUUGGUGGGUCAAAAUCCCGAGGCAUGUGGGUCGAGCUGCUGGAACGAGAACGGAUCGCCUGAAGUGUCUGUUCGCCUGUAGCAGGACAGAAGGCUGGUGCUUCGUAAAGGUGUUAUUUUUCUCUCUGUGUUUGUUCAUGGCUACUGUGGAACUUGAAAAUUUUUGGAAAUGUGUUUUAUUGUUUAGCCUUUUUUUUGUUUUUGUUUUUGUUUUUGUUUAUGAUGCUGUAAUUAUACAACAUUUGACCGGGGUUAACUUUAAUAUAUGUCGUUGGUUUUGA